CGCCACGCCACAACACGCCGACGCCACCGACGCCGCCGCCGACGCCGCCUCCGUCGCACCACGCUCCGAAGUAGCCGCACCACAGCCCGACUCACCGCAGAGCGACAGGCAGACAGAGAACGACCGCCUGCCCAUCAUGCUGUUGCCGCUGCUCCUGGCGACGCUCGCCGCCGGUCCUGUGCUGGGUGAGGCGGCUCCCGCCCCCGCACCUCAGGCCGCAGCCCGCAGCCCAACCGAGAUCACCGCGGACCCUGAGCAGCUGGAGCUGCUGAGCGCCUACCUGACGCGCCUGCUGGUGGACGGCUGGCCCGAGGGCGAGCCGCCGCUGCUGUACGUCGAGGCGGCCGACGACGACGACGUCGACGCCGCGGAGCGCGACAACGUCAUCGGCACCGGCGCGCAGCCCAUCUGGAAGCGGUCGCGCUACUACCGGCGCUACCCGUGGAAGCGGCAGAACGGCCGCUACCAGGCCGCCGACGACCGCUACCUGUGCCAGCCGACGCGCGAGGACGUCUUCCAGCUGCUGGUGGCGCUGCACGAGGCGCGCCGCGGAGACUCCAGCCGCACCGUCAGCUUCUGCAACCGCCGCCGGCCCGCCAGCGCCAUCUUCACCAACAUACGCUUCCUCGGCCGCUAGGCGCCAGGCGUCACCGCUCCCUCCCUCCUUGUCACAGCCACUGCCACCGCCUACACCUCAGCGCUUCGCUUCUCGCCCACUUCACUACAAGCCUGUCUUCUCCAUUCCACCCUUUCUUUCAUGCUACAAGAGGCCGACGACGACGAACGACAAACGGGAAUAGUAAUGUACGAAAACAAGAGCAACACCAAGGUGUCUUCUUCUCGCAAAAAGAUAUAAUUCCAGAAAUGGAAAAAAAGUCUGACUUACGGGAAACCAAAGGGUAUAACCCUAUUUUGAAUACCAGGAUGACUCUUCAUUUGUGGCUACAUGCACAGACAUAAAUUACCUUCUGGCAACAGGGUUUAACUUGUAGAAACUAGACAUAUAUCCUUCUGACCAAUUACGUGUAUAUCUCCACGUAAGUGAGUCCCCCUUCCCAAAACAAUAAUGCCAGUGCUUCAAAAUUACGAAGAGUUCUCGCAUUGAAUGUGAGAAAUGACGGACUAGUCACUCCAUUUUCCUGUCGUUGAUAGUGAACUGUGUGAUCUGGCUUCUCGCAUGCCACUCUCUGGUUUUUCUGGUCUGCGACAACGAGUGGGCACAUUUCCGAGAGAUUCGUGACCUGGUCAACGGCUCCCAUUUAGAAAGUCUUUCGUCGUCUUCGAGGUCUGGUUCAUACCGGGAGUCCUCUUGGUUCUGCACUCCUAUCCCACCAACCGAUAUUUCUUCCUGGUUAUGUUAUUUGUGUUCAAAGCUAAAUCAUAUUUCUUUCUCUCAAUCCUUUUCUAUCUGCGCCAGUCACUUUUAGUUUCCGGUGAUAAAUGUUAAUAAACUGUUGUCUGGUCUUAGAAGCACGAACUUCUGAACGCAUGCUUGCAAACUAACAGUUUUGUGGGCAUGAAAACAAGAACUGUUCCAAAUUCGUGUCAAAGACAGGGAAUGAAGGAACACAGGACUACGAGUAGCGAAAAGAAUAACAACUCCUCUUUUCCUGUCGUCACAAUGUCUAUAAAACUAUUUUAAUUUAGUAUAAAAUCAAUUCAGCUAUCAUUUCAUCCUAUCAUCUACAUGUCAGCAUACUAUUGCACUAGACAUACCGAAACCUUUAGUUGAAGUAAAAUUUCAUCCAUAAGUAUAUGGGGAACAACGGAUAUGGCAAGCUGUAUCUGUGUAUAGUGUUCCAAAAGGUAUUAUGUUGCUUCUCAUCAUAUAUCAAGUUUCAUCUACAGUGUUUCUUUCAACACAGAGCGAUCUGUUAUGUUCCUGAUCUCACACACAGUAUUUUUUUUCUUUUUUUGCUUAUAUACCAUAAACUUUGUUUUGCUCCUUGAGUGUGGCAUUCACAGAUGUUCUCCACAUACCCAGCGACGAAUAUAGUAAAUAGCUAUGAAAACAAAGCGGUAACAUACUCAGAAGGUAUUAUGUCCUAAUCCUCCUUCCCAGCUUUAUUAACAGUUAUCGUCUGCAUAUUACACAGGUUUAGACUGAAGUGAGGCGUAGGUGGUGGCAAUGUCUUAAAAUAAGCAAAUAUUAUGAGUGUAGCAUAUCGUAAUAAAUCUUACAAACGCAUAUCAAAGUAUUUCACGUGUUUCUUCUUGACGUUGGUCAUUACGUACUGAAUGUCUGUUUCUUGCAACGCAUACACGUUGCAUGCCUCAUUCCCUUUCAAAUUAUGACCCGAAUCCAUUUCCCCAAGAGGUAAAUAUUAAAAUUAAUGAAUAUCGAAAUGGAAAUCAGUCUUAAGAACACAUUUCUGUCUAUUUAAAGUAUCUGUAAGAGUUUCGAAAUUCUUAUCGUAAUUAAACAUAACUUAUUUAUGUCAUGGCUAAUGAUAUUAAAUAGGUACUUACACUGUUAACUUCUCAAUCGUUUUGAACUUACAUUGGAAAAAUGAACCGCUUGUCUGAAGUGUGUAUGAUAAAUGGCAGGUAUUCGAAUUCUAUGUGCUGCUGUUAGGAAUGCGUGUUUGCAUUAAAUGAUAUAUAUGCAUACUUAAUGUUUACCACGUUUUAAUAAAGGUAUAUUAUAAACAUUUC
Messenger RNA from Schistocerca nitens (vagrant locust), 2655 nucleotides. RefSeq lists its product as uncharacterized. The coding region runs from base 137 to 637 and encodes 166 amino acids. The record is from RefSeq and is a predicted model, not a curated record. NCBI's taxonomy places the organism in Eukaryota, Metazoa, Arthropoda, Insecta, Orthoptera, Acrididae. The transcript is spliced from 3 exons.